This is a messenger RNA of Cydia strobilella, 7294 nucleotides long. RefSeq names its product E3 ubiquitin-protein ligase mib1 (gene mib1). Gene Ontology annotation, cellular component: cytoplasm. The transcript is spliced from 17 exons. Gene Ontology annotation, biological process: Notch signaling pathway; protein ubiquitination; endocytosis. Bases 66 to 3287 code for a protein of 1073 amino acids. Lineage: Eukaryota; Metazoa; Arthropoda; Insecta; Lepidoptera; Tortricidae. The record is from RefSeq and is a predicted model, not a curated record. Gene Ontology annotation, molecular function: protein binding; zinc ion binding; ubiquitin-protein transferase activity.
AGCUUCGUUUCAGUUUUCAUCUCGACUUUUACUCUUAAAUAUUAGCAGGAAAGUUAAACGUCAUAAUGGAGCCUAGUAUUCCAGGUUCUUCAACAUCUUCUAGAGCGACUAGAUUCAUGAUGGAAGGCGUAGGAGCUCGUGUUAUACGGGGGCCAGAUUGGAAGUGGGGCAAACAGGAUGGAGGGGAGGGGCAUGUAGGUACUGUGAGAAACUUUGAGUCACCAGAAGAGGUAGUGGUUGUGUGGGAUAAUGGAACUGCUGCAAAUUACAGAUGCUCUGGAGCUUAUGAUUUGAGAAUCCUGGAUAGUGCUCCCACUGGUGUUAAACAUGAAGGAACUAUGUGUGAUACAUGCCGGCAACAACCUAUUUUUGGUAUUCGCUGGAAGUGUGCCGAAUGCAGUAACUACGACUUGUGCUCUGUUUGCUACCAUGGAGACAAGCAUCAUCUACGCCACAGAUUCUACCGCAUCAGUGCACCAGGUGCACAGCGCUGCCUUGUGGAGCCCCGGCGCAAGAGCAAGAAACAAGCUGUUAGAGGAAUAUUCCCUGGAGCUAGGGUUGUUAGAGGGGUUGACUGGCAAUGGGAAGACCAAGACGGUGGAAACGGCAGGAGAGGUAAAGUGAAUGAGAUCCAAGACUGGUCUGCAGCCAGUCCGCGGUCAGCUGCUUAUGUAGUCUGGGACAACGGGGCUAAGAACCUUUAUAGGGUUGGAUUCGAGGGAAUGGCUGACCUCAAGGUUAUGAAUGACGUAAAAGGUCAAAACGUAUACAAAGAACAUCUUCCGCUAUUGGGAGAGCUAGGCCCUGGACGCACGGGCCCUCAUGGGUUGCAAGUUGGUGAUCAAGUGAACGUCGACCUGGAUCUCGAGAUCGUGCAGUCGCUGCAAAUCGGGCACGGCGGCUGGACGGACGGCAUGUUCGAGUGUCUCGGAACCACAGGCACCGUCGUCGGUAUCGACGAGGACCAUGAUAUCGUCGUUACGUAUCCCAGCGGCAACCGGUGGACGUUCAACCCCGCUGUUUUGACUAAGGUAUGCAGCGGUAACAUGAGUGCGUCAGCAUCGGGCAGCGGCACAGCCUCCAGUGGCUUCGCCGUAGGAGACCUCGUGCAAGUGUGCGCCGACCAAGAGCGGGUCAAGGCGCUGCAGCGCGGACACGGCGAGUGGGCCGAGGCUAUGGCACCGACUCUCGGAAAAAUAGGUCGCGUGCAGCAGAUUUACCACGACAACGAUCUGAAAGUGGAAGUAUGCAAUACGUCGUGGACCUACAACCCCAACGCUGUCACCAAAGUCUCCUCCAUCGGUACUAUUCCGGAAAACUCUUCAGGCGAGCGCCUGUCGGCGCUCCUGAAGAAGCUAUUCGAGACGCACGUGACGGGGGACACGAACGAGGAGCUGGUGAAGGCGGCCACUAACGGCGACGCGGCGCGCUGCGCGGACAUACUGGCGCGCGCCGACGCGCCCGCCGACGUCAACGGCGUGUUCGGCGGACACACCGCGCUGCAGGCGGCAGCUCAAAACGGCCACCUGGAUGUGAUCCGCGCGCUAGUAGAAGCGGGCGCAGACGCAGACGCGGAGGAUCGUGAUGGUGACCGCGCGGCCCACCACGCCGCGUUCGGAGAUGAACCUUCGGCUCUUCGGGCCCUUGCCGCCGCCGGUGCGGAUUUAAACGCACGGAAUAGGCGGCGGCAGACUCCGCUGCAUAUAGCAGUGAAUAAGGGACAUCUGGGCGUCGUCAGGACAUUGUUACAGCUCGCUGUGCAUCCGAGUUUGCAGGACUCCGAAGGGGACACCCCUUUACAUGAUGCUAUAUCGAAAAAACGGGACGACAUGCUAACGCUGCUGCUGGAGCAUGGAGCUGACAUGACACUCACCAACAAUAACGGUUUCAACGCGCUUCAUCAUGCAGCGCUUCGAGGCAAUCCAAGUGCCAUGAAGAUAAUGCUGGGUAAACUCCCCCGGCCGUGGAUAGUGGACGACGCGAAGGACGACGGCUACACCGCGCUCCACCUGGCGGCGCUGAACAACCACGCGGAGGUGGCCGAGCUGCUGGUGCGUGGCGGCGCGCGGCCUGAUCUGCAGAACGCGAACCUGCAGACCGCGCUGCACCUGGCGGUCGAGCGACAACACACGCAGAUAGUCCGGCUGCUCGUCUCGCACGGCGCCGACCUCAACAUCUGCGAUAAGGACGGCGACACGCCGCUGCACGAGGCGCUGCGCCACCAUACGCUGCAACAGCUGCGGCGGCUGCAAGACGCGCGCGACGCGGCGCUGCUCUCGGGUCUAGCGCACGCGCACGACAAGAAGUCUUCCGCGUCCAUCGCGUGCUUCCUCGCCGCACACGGCGCCGACCUCACCGUUAAGAAUAAGAAAGGUCAAACCCCACUCGACCUGUGCCCGGAUCCCAACCUAUGCAAGACGCUGACAACAUGCCGCAAGGAAGGCACAGGCGGCAGCGACAUGACUCCCGAUAGCGAAGCAGGCGCGGCGACGGCGGCAGCACCAGUCCCUGGGGAGACGGUUCACACCGACCCUACCGCGGAUGAGUGCCUCGUCUGCUCUGAUGCAAAGCGAGACACUCUCUUCCGCCCGUGCGGGCACAUAUGCUGCUGCAACGUGUGUGCUGCAAGGGUGAAAAAGUGCCUGAUCUGCCGCGCAUGCGUGACGUCGCGGCAGCGCGUGGGCGAGUGCGUGGUGUGCUCGGAGGCGCCGGCCACGGUGGUGUUCCGGCCUUGCGGGGACGUGUGCGCGUGCGCGGCAUGCGCGCCGCUCAUGCGCAAGUGUGUCGAGUGCCGUACGCCGCUGCAGCACGGGGCUGUGGCUCCGCACAACAUCGACCUAGAAAAGGAGGGCAGCAGCAACCUGGCACAAAUUCAAGUGAACAAGGGUCAGCCGGCUCCCGCUCCGGCGGCGCCGCACCACAUGAACAACGGCUCGCGGCCAGCGCCCGCGCCUGCGCCAGCGCCUGCGCCUGCGCCUGCGCCUGCGCCUGCGCCUGCGUGCGCGCCUGCGCCGGCGCCUGCGUGCGCGCCUGCGCCUGCUUGCGCGUCUGCGCAUGCGUCCGCCCCCGCCCCCGCGCACGUCACCUCGCCGCCGCCCGCCGACGUGCAGAAACUACAGCAGCAGCUCCAGGAUAUCAAGGAGCAGACGAUGUGCCCGAUCUGCCUGGACCGGCUGAAGAACAUGAUCUUCCUGUGCGGCCACGGCAUGUGCCAGAUGUGUGGCGACCGCAUCACCGUCUGCCCCAUCUGCCGCAAGCAGGUCGAGAAACGCAUCCUCCUGUACUAGGCUAGGACACCAUAACAUCGAACAUAGUCAAUAUACACCUUAUUACAAUGAAUUAAGAUUGUCUUCGACUGUAGAAUAGAAUAAAAUAGAAUAGAAUAUAUUUAUUUGUAGUAAUUGUACAUCGUCAUAUUCAAAAAUUAUUAAGUAUCAUUGUCUGGAGCGACUAUUAAGGUGGCUAUUGUCCCAAAUGGUAAAAUUUACCUGUACGGGUAAGGCAUACGUCAGUCGUGGGGCGAAAGCAUCACCUUCUGCCGUAAACAAGUCUAGAAACGAAUAUUUUUUAUCUACAAACACUGCACAAUACAAACACUAUGGUUACGACGAGUGUUACGACUAACAAAAAUUAAGUGAUGAGGGUGCGAAAAAAGCUUCCGACAACUCAGAGUAGCCGAAACGUUAGACGGGCAGGCAUUUUCUUUUGGGCGAAUGAUUCGUGAUUAUUAUAUUAUAUAAUAAUCACGAAUCUAUAUUAUAUUAAUAAUAUAUAUUAUAUUAAUCUCAUGGAAAAAGGAAAAGUUGUUAAAUUCAUCAUAAAUAUCACUUUUUGAUAUUCGGUAUCAUCAGAGUUUGAUCGAUAACAAUAAUAGGUUAGUUUACUGUCCAUAAAUUAAAUUAUUUAACAGCAGUCAUGAGAUUAGUUUUACAAAAAAACGCAGUCAAAUAUAAGUUAGGUAAAAUAUCGAAAAACUCAAAGGAAUUAUCUCAGUAUAUUGUCCCGCUAACGCCAUAAUAAAAAUAGUUUUCCGUCGUAAACCGUCAUAAAGUGAUUUGAAUUGUGAGUAAAAUAGCCUAUUAUUUUAGAGGUAAAUUAACGACGUGACGUCAUUGGCGCAUUUCAUGAAUCAAAUUCUCAAAUUUUGUUUCAUUAUCUGGAAAGGCUGACCUAUGAUAUUUGUCAUUACGUUUCGCAACAACUAAAUCAGUACUUUGUACGGAACCACAAAAAUAUUCUUUUAAAGCAUAAAAUCAUAAGAAUAAAGUUUUAAAUACGAGUCUACGACUGCGCUGGUCGUUUAUGUUACUAGACUUUAUUUUAUAAAUAAUAAAUGAACUAAAACAUGCUCGUCGUCAGCCUUCAUAUCAUUUAAUUACUUAAGUAUGUUAUUUAUAUUUUACAAUGUUUACUUAACACGAACGCUCCUGUUUUUUCUUAAAUAAAAAUAUCAUAGUAAACAGUACAUAUUUAAUUUACUGAUAGUGUUCAUACAACAGACGGUAACUAGCAAAAACAGACAAAAAUCAUAAUAGCAGUGAUUUUUAUUCAAUCUUUUAAUAUAGAGGCAUCGCAAUCUCCGGCGGUGAGCGUAGCGACAUUAAUCGUCCCGUCUCGCGUACAGCACAGCACAGACUCGUUCUCAGCGUACGUGUUGCAUCAACUGAUGUAACCUAUAUACAGGGUCUGUCUGUUUUAUAUAAUAAACAUCAGUUGGAUCAGUUACGGUAUUGUCAAACGUACUGAUUUACUCAUUUUAAUCUGAUAUAUUAAGUCCGCAGCAAGCUCGGCCGAAUUUCACCUUCCCAUACAAACGGAGUUUCGUUCUCAUUUUAAAACUACAACAAUACAAUACAAUACAAAUUCUCUUUACUGCACAACCUCAGAAUAAAUGUACAUGGAAACACAAAUAAUACAUGAAGACAGAGGUAAAAAACAGGCGACCUUAUCGUUAAAGAGCGAUCUCUUACAGACAACCUACGAAAAAUUACGUGUAGGCUUAGAUGAAACUAAUAAACUUUGCAUUUGCACAUACAAUGACAUGAGGUAUGGGGACCGUGCGCAUUGGAGGGUAUGCCAUCUUGUGGCCUGAAUCGGAAACAAACUAUACAUUGACACUUCACGCCAAAACAAGUGUUGCCCUCUACAAUUCACUCACGUUUUCUUGUUCAUUGUAGAUUCUGCCAUCUUGUGGGCUACAUUAUUGAAAGCAUAAAGUUGACAUUUACACUUCGCGCCAGUUAAAUCAGGGGCUUAUGUGCUGCCUCCUACAAUUUAAGCACGCUCCCUAUAUCUAUGCCGGUAAUUAGUUUACAUAGCUCCAGCUUAUAAAACAAAUAUAACCAAAUAUAGAGCAAAAACUAUUUUUGUAUGAAAAACUUAAAUUCGCUGUAUUUUGUAACUAUGGUAUCUGAAGCUACAUAAACUAAUUACAGGCAUAGAUAUACCUUAUCCUAUUGUAAGUACUAAUAAGUUUCAGAGCAAUCUAGCUAGUCGUUUAAAAAGGAGAGCGUAACUUCGUUUUUAUGUAGAACCGAGCUUGCUGCGGACUCUUAAGGUGAAAUCAUCUCGGCAGUUCGGAAAAAGCAGGUGCGUUCCUAGCCUUAAAUUAGCCUUACUAUAUAUUAACAACGUAGAUAGCAAUCACUUCAAUCAAUUGUAAUGUCUUCGAUCUUGUUAUUUAGAGCAUAAGUAUGUUGUCCUAAAAUAUUCAACUUAGGUAACAUAAUUAUGAGAAUAUGUUUACCGAUUAGGCAUACGCAUUAUAUAUCAAGUAAAAAGUAAAUAAUAGAUUUGUAAGAAAAAGACCAUCCUAUGCUAUGAUAUGAGCUUAACUCGUCUAUAGGACUGAUAAAAUUGAAAUGCAUAGAGUACCUACCUAGAUAAUAAAAUUUAAAAAAAAACAUUGUUGCGGUUAUAUACUUGCUGUAAAAGCGUCGUUUUUUUAAUGUCGAAUUUCUAUAUGUAUAAGUACUUAUAUAAUAAAAAGAGACUUGAUGUAAAAAACGUAACGUUCUCAGAACAUUUUAUUCGUAUAUUUCUUGGUUAGGCUAUGUAUAUGGAAAUUGAACAAAGAAGGUAAAUCUGAAAGAUCACGGCAGACGUCUUGAUGUAAAUCUAAACCUCCUUAGGGGCCUAUAUUCAUAAAAUAUAAUGUAUUCUGUCUAAAUUAUUAUUGUCCAAUAAAUCUAUAUUUCCCUAAACACGCUAACCAGCUGUGUUCCUCCAUUUAAGGCACACCAUUUAUCCAACCCGCUAUUGUCGAUUAUAGCACAUUAUGGUGAUCCUACUCUGGAAGUUAUAUAACAUUGCGUGAUAGGGACAACAUCAUUUAUAACUUUUACAGUACAUAUGGUGCUACUUUACCGCACUAGUGCGAUAAUUAGCACAUUACGUAACUAUGUCGAAAACUUAAAGGGCCAUAUGUACUGUAAAACGUUGUACAAUACAUGUGCGAAUAGGUAAUUCGCAACUCGUGUCGAUUUAAAACACUCCCUUCGAUCGUGUUUUAAUUUAUCGCCACUUGUUUCGGUUUUCCUAUUUUUCGCACUUGUAUCGUAAUGUACUAUUAUAACACUAUCAAUACUGUCAUUUUGUCCCUGUCACACGAUGUUAUUAUAACUGCCAGCGUGGGAGCACCUGAACUAGAUUUUUUAUACCGACUUUUACAUCUUGUUGUUACUAUGAUAUCUUAAGAAUUAUUCUGUAUAGUACGCGAGUGCAAUAAUAAUAAGUAAUCAUAUUAUCUUGUUUUCUCUCUGUCCUUUGAUCUAUUUGUUUGUUAGUUUCUAUGGAGUUAUGACGUAUGCUGGCACUGCGUGUGCUGUCAAAACCUCUGCACUUUUCUUGGUGUAACUAGAGCAACCGUAGGAUUCCGCUACAUAAAUUAUGUCACGGAAUUGCAAAAAGAUUGCUGCCAAAUAUUACAUAGCCCGUGGUUACAUUUAAUAUAGAAAAUCGAAUAGUUUGCUUAUUCAGCUCACAUUAUUUUUUCUAAGCAACUGCAAACAAUUUAUCAUUAAACAUGCAUUAUUAUCCUUAAGUUUGCAAAUAUGUUUAACUCUAUUGUGCCUUUUUGAGCUUACAUAUGUUACCUUACUUUCAUCGUUAUAAAAUGCAUUUAUUAUCUUUUGAUAAAUUCCAUUAAGUAUUACUACAUAAUAAUCUAUUUCAUUUAAAUUGUUAAGAGUGAUGUUAGACCAUCUAUGUAAGUAUGUAUACAAAAAUAUUUAUAAGACUUCAUUGUAUAUUUCUUUAUCUUUAUAUUGUUAAAUAAAAGAAAAUUUAAAAAUCA